Molecule: messenger RNA, 450 nt
Organism: Prunus armeniaca (apricot)
Lineage: Eukaryota; Viridiplantae; Streptophyta; Magnoliopsida; Rosales; Rosaceae
Source: the annotation of a GenBank genome assembly
AUGGCAAAGUUGAAACAUCCAUCAGCUGUAAGGCUCUUACAAAGCAACCAAAGGACCAGAAGCCGCCACCGUUCACUGAAGGACGUCAUACAGGAAGGAAUAACAGCAGGAAGGUUAAAACUGGCGGAAAAACCUCCCUCCGUUACAAUAGAUCCUUUGCCCCAACCUCAAGUCAACAUGGUCAACUUAAAUUGGCCAGUACAGAAGAGAGACAAACCAACGACAGAAGCUAGCUCCAGGAGAGGCAGAAGAGUCACAAGGGAGACUAGUCAAAGGCCAAAGGCAGCCAUCUCGGCUAGGGUAGUGUUGUGCAGCAAGUGCAAGUGCGAAAGUGAGUUAGAAGUGACUCUAGACAGGCAGAAUCAGCCCACACCUAGCGUUUUUGACAUUAUUGGAACAUCAUGUCAACAAGGCCCAAUUCCGGCUCCAUCUAAAGACAGAGCCAGAUAG